CCCUCACAUCUUGCUAGGGACUGAGAGUGUGCUGUGCCUUUAAAUCUUCUGCUGGCCACUCCUCCCUGGCUCCUCAGCACGGCAGUUUAUUUCUCUCAGUCUUAGUGUAGGGACGUGAGUAUAGUUUCUCUCACCUCAGUGAGACUUUUUUUGCCUUUUACUAGUAUUUUCCUUUCUGUGCUGUAAAUAGUGUAUAGUCUAAUAGUGUAUAUAGUUGAUAAUUUACUGUUUAGUUAUUAGCGUGGGAGCGUUUUUUCUCCAGAGAGGCUGCUGCGGUGGCAGCAGGCCCCUGGCUGCUGCCGUGGGCGCCGUUUCUAAUUAACUUGGACGCCCCGGCUUCUUUCAGCAGCGAUCUGAGCCUCCCUCGUUUGGAGCUCUGGACAGCCCUCGCGCUGUUUUUCCUUGCCGCCGGCGCGCGUUUGGGGCCGCUGGUCAGCUGGUCGUCCCGGCGCCGCCAUUUUCGCUCCCAAAUUAGUUGGCGGUUGCAGAGUACCUGCUCGGGGGCCCUGAGUACAGACUCUGCCUUAUCAUUUGCCUCGCGACGCUCAGGGGGCGGAAGCCUCUCGCGCCUUACAUCUGGAAGAUUUUGGCUGACUGUUGGAAGGUGAUCGGAUCCCUUACAGCUGCUGAUCUUUAGAGUUAAUUUUGUUUCUGUGAAUAUCUGCGGUGACUCAUUGGCGAGGCUGCGCUUUCAGGGGCGUUUGUUUCCUGGCGCUUAUUGAAUUUCCUCAACUGAAGGCUGCGUUGGAGAUUGUCCUUGGAGACUCCUGGUAGUCUUUAACCGUCAUGGCCGACCAGGAAUUUUCAUCUGACCCUGAACAGGCUCCCGUUCCUCCCAGGCCUAAGAAGGCCUCAAAAAAGAGGCCUGCUGCACAAGCUUCAGCCUCUUCAGCCAGUCAGCCCUUAUCUAUUACAGCCAGGGAGGAACAGAGGAGACACAACGCUCUAGAGAAACAAUUUUCCAGGGCCCAAAAACAGGCAUAACUCAUAGGGGAGGUGGUUCUGGAGCCUCCCCCUCCUCAACCGGAUCCAUUGGGCUCAGAGACGACCCAGCUGGCAUCACAAGAUAUGCCUUCUGAUUUACCUCAGGCACCCAUGUUGUCUGAUAGGCCGGGACCUUCAGCGUCAUUUACACCCAUGGCGGCUGGUCUCAGGCCUCAGGAGGCUUUAGGUUGGCCACCACAUUUAGACUUUCAAGCCUUAUUCACAGAUGCACUGGCUAAGGCAAUCACCUCAGGCCUUCAACAAGGGGGACAGCCCCAGUUUGGGUAUCAUACCUGUCAGAUGCCAGCUCCUUCCAGGCCGGCUUGUGGGCAUCAUCCUACUACGCAUCCUCCCCCUCCCCCCCCCUCCCCCUCCUCCCCUGCCGGCCCAGGCGAUCCAACCUUCCUUGGGGGCUCCAAGUGAGGUAUCAUACUCAACUGAGGGAGAACAGGUUGAGCCAGAGUUCUCAGAUGAUGAGGAAGUGACCCCUGAGAGACCGGCCUUUGCCACCUUGUUCAGGCCAGCUGUCUUUAAGACUUUACUCAGAAAGGCUAAAGCAGCUACAAACAUGGGUACCAUCGUCAACCCUAACCUUCAGGGUUCUUCUGAUACACAACCGCAUGGCGAGCUUUUCGCUGUUCCUGCUCCUGAUCAUGACUAUAUCCCGUGCCCUGAUUUAUUUAAAGAGGUCAUUAAAAGACAGUGGGAAUCGCCCGGGGUUCUGUCGGCUCCCAGCGGGCACGAUAAAAAGCUGUAUUGUGCUGACCCAGCUCUGGAGGCCCUUCUCAACCUUCCAUCAGUAGAUCCUCCUGUUGUGAGUCUAUCCUCUUCGGCUGUCUUAUCAUCUGACGCUGUGGAGGUGUUGAAAGCUGAUGAACGUAAGACGGAGGUUUCCUUCCGUAAAAUGCACCAAGCCGCAGCCUGGGCGGUGAAAGCUGCAACAUCUGCCUCCUUCUUUAACAGAGCCACCUUAAUAUGGCUUCGGCAGUUGCAGGAGAGGUUGCCACCGGGGGACACCAGAAUUGCCCAGGAUUUCAACAAAUUGGUGGCCGCUACAGAAUAUUCAGCGGAUGCAUCCUUGGAUGCGGCCCGGUUUGCAGCCAGGGCCAUGGCUUCUUCCAUCUCCUCACGUAGACUUCUGUGGCUUAAACCCUGGAAGGCUGACUCCAAAUCAAAGUGGAGAUUAGCAUCUGCCCCUUACCACGGGUCCUCUUUAUUUGGGGAAGCAUUGGAUCCAAUUUUAAUAGAAGGGAAAGAUAAACGUAAGGUCUUGCCUGUUUCUUACAGUAGGCAAGAGCGCAGGUUCACACCUUAUAGUCAAAGGCAGCCCUUUCGGGCAGAGUCAGGGCCCAGGGGGUCCUAUUAUGGUCGACAGUAUUCACAAGGAUAUUCACAAGGAUCCGACCGCUUUGCAGGAAGGCAGGGCAAUAGUGACAGAGGGAGGUUCCAAUCCUCUUCCAGACGACCCUUUAAGGGAGCCGGAGCCGGACCCCGUUCUUCCAGAAGGGGAAAAUGACUCCUUCGAACCUUUCCCAAUUGGGGGGCGGCUUCUUCACUUUCUACCCCAAUGGGAGAUCUCCACUUCCGACCCUUGGGUUCAUCGUACUGUGGGGGUAGGAUUGACUCUGGAAUUUUGGACCCUUCCCAAACGUGUUUUUGUUCGUUCCCCAGUGCCCCGACGUCGAGACAAACUGAACAAUCUCAACUCAGAAAUCCAGCACCUUCUUCGGAUUGGAGCAAUAGAGGAAGUUCCUCUAUCGCAACGGGGGAAGGGAGUUUAUUCUCUCCUGUUUUUGGUUCCCAAGGCCUCG
Messenger RNA from Pantherophis guttatus, 2795 nucleotides. The record is from RefSeq and is a predicted model, not a curated record. Lineage: Eukaryota; Metazoa; Chordata; Lepidosauria; Squamata; Colubridae.